AUGUCAACAACAUCAUCUCUUUUACUUCUUGACGAGGAGCGUAAAGCUCAAUUGGAUUUAUUAAAUAAAAUCGAUGAAUCUGCUGCCAUUGAAAUUUGUAAUGCUGCGUCCGGGUAUUUAUUCACAGGACUCAAUGCAAAAUCAAUUACUAAUGCAGCAAAUCAUCUUCAAUUAGACAUUGAAAUUGUUCGAACAACAAUCGAUAGUCUUUUAUGGUUAUAUACAGAAUGUGCUAAGUCAAAAAUUGCAACAGAUGCUCUUGAUGAAUCAUUAAAAUUACUCGGUUACAGUACACCUAUUCGACAAAGUUUUAUUGAAUGUUAUCAAUCAAAAGCUCAUCAAUUAUAUACAACACUUGCUAAUGAUCUUGCACUUUCAUUACCACAUUAUGAAAAUUUACAUUGGCGUUUUGAUGUACAAAUAGCAACAAGAAAUAUGCGCCAUCGAAAGCAAUUCGAUCCUUUUUUUAUUGUUAAAUUAAUAUUAAUUAAUGGUUCUAACAAAAAAGAACAAGUUCAUGUCCUUCAAGUUGAUCCAUUGACACUUGUACACAUUGUUCAACAACUUGAAUUGGCAAUGAAUGAAUCAAGAAAUAAUCAUGCUCGCAGAAUUAUGCAUACAUUCCGAUAA
Rotaria socialis is the source of this 630-nucleotide messenger RNA. Lineage: Eukaryota; Metazoa; Rotifera; Eurotatoria; Philodinida; Philodinidae. The record is from the annotation of a GenBank genome assembly.